CUGAUUUGGCCUGUGAUCCAAAGAGGCGGGUUUAUUAUGUACUUGGAGGGAACUUCAACCAGAGAAGCUAAGCACAAGCAGGGAAUUGGAUACGGAUAGAUGAAAUUGUAAACAAAGGAGCUAGCGAACGUUAGCUUUAAGCUAUUCAUGUUUGGUCAGUGCAAAGCUAACAUAAUUGCAAAACCUAUCCGAUUAAAAAAGUUGAUGCAUAACCGACGCGGAUAACUCCAUGAAAAUGUAUCCACCCUCCAUGCGAAAUUGUAUAGAUUUUUAAAGUCUAAGCCAGCUAGCCAUUUGUAGCUAGUUCACACAGCUUUGUUGAUCAGAUGACUAGAAACUGCGCCUAUAAUCAUGCAUCAUCGAAGCAGGACCAGUCUGGCAUCACAGCUUUGCAAAGCCUUAAAUGAUGGAGACCCUAGAUCUGUGCAGAUUCUAUUGAGCCAAGGAGCAAAUCCAAAUCUUGUAGGAAGUGAAGGUGUUGCUGCAGUGCAUUUGGCAGUGGGCAAAGAGACAGAGAAAAGUAUAAGAUGUCUGAAGUUAAUUCUACAACAUGGGGCGGACCCUAACGUCAGGUCUUCAGAAGGCUUGACCCCCCUGCAUGUGGCAGCAAUAUGGGGUUGCUAUCAGAACCUCAAAAUGCUUUUGAAGAAUGGAGGGAACCCUAACCUAAAGGAUCUGGAAGGGAACAAACCUGGUGAUCUGGCAAAACAACAGGACAACCGCAGAUGUGCCCACCUGCUUCAGGAGUACCAGUCGCAGUCACUGGAGGAGGAAGAGGAGGAAGAUCUGCCUCAGUUCCAGUACUCUAUUUACAAUGGACAAAGAGACACAUCAAGUUCCUCCGAAUCCGAAGACUGCAGUGUUACCUCGCACAGCAUUUCCUUGCUGAGUGACUUUAGCGAUGACCCCCCACUGAGUAGCACGCGUCGGGCGUCUUUCUUUGAUCUGUCUGCUAUUAGCAACAGGAACAGUGUGCCCGGAGGAUCCCUUUCUGCUGCGUGCGGUUACAUCUCUGACCAUAGCGUACGACUCGCCAACGAGUGGGACAUGGACUCCGAUUUGGGACCUGUGGCGCCAUCAGUGUUAUCUAGCACCCGUAUAUCAGUUGCUGGACCUAGAUCCACACUGCCUGUACUUCAGGAGGGCGUGCCACUGACCGACCAUAGUCGGCUACCUCAGCCUCAGCGGUUUGGCCUACAACACCCCGCAGCUGGACUUUCUUCACCGCCACGGGACGCCGUCCUGUCUUGUGGCACUCGGCGUGCAAGCCGCAAGAGCGUGAGCUUUAGAGAGGAAGUAGACGAGUACUUGCCUGUUUUUAGCAAUGACUCUCCCGAGCAGACGCCCGGUGGCCAGGGCGGUCCCCGCUCUGAAGGCUGUGGCUUUGACUUCUCGGCGUACUCCGAGUUCUUGAAUUCGGAGCGCACGGCCAACGUUCUGCAUCGCCAGGGGAUUGACGUGACGUCACCGGAUCAUGUGUUUGUUUUCUCCAGGGACAAUAACAUGUGCACCGAGAUCGACAUGGACAAAACCGUUAUCGGACCCUUGCCAUUUGAGGAAGAGAAAAGAGAAGUCAGAGAGAACUUUGAUGAAGAGGUGAAGGUCCUUGAAAGGCCAUCUUGUAGCUCUGGUAGCAGCAGUGAAGCUAGUAAGUACAGCAGCUGUGAAAGCGACCAUUACAUUACCACCCUUGAGGCUCCUUUGCAAGCCAGACGGAUUUCAUUCUCAGAGGACAAGGACAGCAAAUUAAGAAAUACUAAAAUCAACAAUUGCAUUAAGUCACAGAGUUCCAUGGACAUUAACAAUGGUCGUGAUGAGUUCAACCGAGAUAGUAAUGUUGUGAUUGAAACUCCCAAAGGCUCAAAAUGUUCAGAAACUGCCAUUGUGAAGGAUGAGCUCGAAACCUUGGCAACUAAACUUACAUUGUCAGACAAAAUGUCCCAAAUCCCAGUUGCAUCUGAAAUUUGUUGCAGUUCCUCAAGAGAUAGUGUAGAAGAUUUCCUAAAAUUACAGACUGAAUGCACUCCCAGACCUGGUCUUACUCCAGCAUUGGAGGAGGAUUUUGAUCUGUCCCUGACCCCAAGUCCCUUUGUAACUGGUAGGACACGUUCAAGGCUGAGUCGCUCCUCUUUCAGAACCAUCAAGACCCCCGAGAGUCUCCUCUCCAGUUCCUCGCUGUUUGAGCAAACCUUGCCUACACCGAUGCGCACACACCGGCAAAACGUAAAGUCGCAAGGCAGUGACACUGUGUUUUAUGACACGCCAUGUGGUCGUAGUAGAACUCCUGGAUUUUCUGGCAAAAGAACUGAGGGUACGUCUGGUGACACAUUUGUCAGUAAUGAGAGCCAGGAGACUCAAGCUAGCACUCUCAGAGACGAUGGAGAUCAAAGGGCCUGUGUCAGUGCUAGCCAAGUGGAUACCUUCAUGAUCUGUAAGGAAGUGGCAGACUCUGACAGCCAAGCGGAGACCCUCAUCAUCUCUAAGAUUGACAGAGGUCAAGGGUCAUGUUUAUCUGCUAGCCAAGCAGACACACUCAUUAUAACUCCAAGUUUGGCUGAAAAAUUCUCAUUCACGGAGAGAGAAAAUUACAAAAUCUCGACACAGACUUUUGAAAUUGCUCAAAUGGAGCCCACUUAUAUUAAAGACGUUUUUAAAGGUGGAGAAUUUCUAACGGAUGAUUUGUCCAGUUCCAGCAAUUCGUUGACAAAUGAGGUAGCGAAAACCUGUGCGCAUGUACAGCCAGGUCGCAGCUUUGGAUCAAGAGAAGAGGAUCCCUGGAUGACAGAGGAUGCCGCCUCACAGCCAGAAUCGUCCUCAUCGCCGUCAAGUUCCCAGACUACCUCGUCUUCAUCCAGCUCAAGUUAUUUCUCUCCGAAGAGAGAUCAGCUCCCGUCAACCCCAGGCAUGGGAUGCACCCCACGCUACAGCGUAAGUCGGCUCUCAGGCUUCCACAAGCCCCAGCGGCUGGCCAACCUCUCCUACACCCCCGGCGGACGCCCUUUGAUCCCGGAUGUGGAGAAGCCAGUGGAUUACCUCUACACGGACACAGAGCAGGGUCACGAAUUGAUCGAGACUCACGUGCCGCCCACAUCGAACACCUCACUGAGCUCUAGCCUGAGCACAUCCAGCAGCGAGGAGACGGUGCUGUACGACUGGCGCUCCCUGCAGGUUGCUGGAGGCGCUGCGGCCAAUGCGAAGGAGAACCAGCAGCCUGCGACGCUGGCGGAAUGGCCAGGGUCCAAAGGGCUGACGGACAAGGAGUUGAGACGCAGGCUUAUGGACCUGGGAGAAAGUCCAGGGCCCAUUAGUAGUCGCACCCGGCCAGUGUACAUGCAGAGGCUGAGACGGUUGCAGCUGGAGUCAGCUGCUCAACCACCACCACCACCACAGCCAUCGGACCAGCCGCAUGGUCUGGCACAGGGGCACAGUCCAGAGCUGUGUGUGGCCCUGCGGACGUUUGUGCUGCCAGACUGCCAGGCCAAUGAGCUCUCACUGUGCCAGCAGUUUGACCAACCAGACCAGAACAGGAAGUGGCGAGAGGGUGUCAUCAAGUCCAGCUUCAACUACCUGCUUCUGGAUCCCAGAGUAACCAGGAACCUGCCCUGCCGAAGUCAUUCAAUGACCCCUUCAGAGUGUUUCCAGACGUUCAUCAGUGCCAUAUUCUACGUGGGCAAGGGCAAGCGCUCCCGCCCCUACAGUCACCUCUACGAGGCUCUGGACUACUACAAAGGGGAUAAGACCUCUAAGAAACUGUGCUCCAAGGUGAAGCACAUCCUCCAGGUGUGGCGCGCCGGGCAGGGGGUCAUCUCUUUGCACUGCUUCCAAAAUGUUAUCCCAGUGGAGGCGUACACACGCGAGGCCUGCAUGGUGGAUGCCAUAGGGUUGAAGAUGCUGACCAACCAGAAGCGCGGGGACUACUAUGGCGUUGUAUCCACCUGGCCAAUGAAGAAGAAGCGGGAGCUGGGUGUACACAUGCUCUAUCGAGCCAUGCAGAUCUUUUUGGCGGAGGGUGAGAGACAACUCAGGCCUCCUGAUAUCAGGGUAGGACAGUAGUGACCCCCAGAGGGAAGAACUGGGUACUGCGUCACAGAUGCUGGCUUAUCAGAGUAGGUACUCGACCAACUCGAUUUCAGAGCAAACAGAUCAUGAUGACGUGUUGAACUUCUGUAGCCCUUCGCAGAAUCGCCUCUAGAUCAAAGUCAGCCCACUUUGGCCAAGAUUUCUGUUUCCUCUGACAUUAAAGAGGGUCAGGCUUGAGGAGACAGCGGGUCAGAUGGUAGAGGAGGAUGGUGAGGAUGUUGUAGACCGUAAAUCUGUGAGAACCUAAAUCUUAUAACUGGACAGAUUCUCUUCCAUUUUUUGUGGCCUCAGCAGCUUUGGGUGCGAGAAACUUCAACAUGUGAAUAGUUGCCAGUUGCCUCCUUUUCAAGCCGUGUGCCUCAACAGUUCUGCAUUCAUCUCCUGUUCCUCCCACGCUCUGAUCAAGAACCGGCAGCUAAGUGUAAUGAAAUAUCUGAAAUUAUCCAGAUGCAUUUAAAAAAAAAAAAAUUAACAUCAGCUAGCUAGCUAUAGCUGACUGAAGACAAAGUGUUAACUUGACACUCAAUCUGUGGUUCCAAAACACAAGAUAUGGCACAAAACAGAAUGUUAACAAAAUGGUUGAUUGAACCCACAAGGUGCGUUAGGGCUGGGUAUGAAAUAACUGCCUCUGCUCACGGGGAUUGAUUAUUACAGAUAUUAAUACUUAUUUGAACUAUCCCAAACCAACACAUUUCCAAGACAUCCAGAUGAGAAUGAUUGUUUACAUUUUUUUUGCUGAAAGCGACCUAGCAUUUAUCUCAAGGAGUCUAUGUGGAUAAACUGGCCUUUAAAAUAUUACUAACAGUGUAUUUUUAAGUAAUGUGAGGAUCACCUGUUUACACAUGUAUGUUUCAGAUUUGCCCCAUGUAUGCACUGUAUGCUGUUUUGUUACGAACGCACAAUGUAUGUAAUGUAGUCUCACAUCACAUGUGCACACAUGACCGUGAACAUACUAGUACUGUUCUUUUCAUCUAUGGGUGUUAGUCAGAUUUGGUCAGUAAAAGAGACUAACUGGGCUGAACUGUUUCACCUGGUGUAGCGGAGACUCGUUUGUGGGAUAUCAUUUUUCUUCUGGUUGUUUUGGAGGAAAUAAUGAAAAUGAUGUGAGAACCUUUGCAUGUACUAAAUCUGUAUGUCUGCAUCAGGGUUUGUAAAUACAGUUUUUUUAAUAUAUAUAUAUAUAUAUAUACUUUAUAUCUAGGCAGAAAUCAUUGGCAUUGUAUUGUUAGUAGUGUAGUGAUUGUAUUUGAGAUGUGCACAACCCAAAAUAUAUUGCAUCUAAAACAAUAUCAGUGGUCAAGACACUGUAAAAUAACCAUAUUUACACAUUAUGGUGAUUUGAAUUGUGGCUACAGUGUUUUAUAAUGAAUAAUACAUGUCAGAUAUUGGUUGCUAUAAAAUUGCCAAUCUGUAGUGUAUUCAUUUGUCAGUUGAUGACAUUUUCUGGCUGGGCAAAUGAAAUGUUUUCCAAUAGAAUGACACAUGAAUUACACCCCUGUGUGAAUACAUCCCUGGUUGUGCAUUAGUCAGUCUGUAUAAUAGUCAGUGUUCAAAUCAUUUUAUAUACAUAUUUCUUUUUAACUAGUAAAUUGUAGCAUAGUUUCUCUAUGUUGUUCGUAAGGAUGAUCAUAUAAAAAAAUCAUUCUGAUGUAAUUGUCUGUCUUACUUAUGUACACCCCCCCCCCAGCCCCAAAUGUUAUUUGAACGUCAUUGGCCUGUGACCUGAGGUCAAGCCGGGUCAAGCUUUCUGGGCAGCCAACCCCCUCGCCUACCAGCCUCCGUCGGCAGGGAUUCGGAUCCAGCCCACUGCAUUUUGGGUCCCCCCCUCUUCCUGUCAUUUCAACACUACUAUUUCAACACUGAAAUGGAAAAUUGCAGAAA
Esox lucius (northern pike) is the source of this 5961-nucleotide messenger RNA. It is a transcript of the gene ankle1, whose product is annotated as ankyrin repeat and LEM domain containing 1. NCBI's taxonomy places the organism in Eukaryota, Metazoa, Chordata, Actinopteri, Esociformes, Esocidae. The transcript is spliced from 9 exons. The record is from RefSeq and is a predicted model, not a curated record. Gene Ontology annotation, molecular function: protein binding; endonuclease activity. The coding region runs from base 352 to 4053 and encodes 1233 amino acids.